CAUCCCCCUAUUCUAUACAUCAGAUCACAGGUGUGCUCUCAAGCUCCCUCAGUUGCAUUAGAAACAAUGUGGGAUUAAAAUCUGAAUGAUUCUGUGUUGAAGAACAUGUUCACCCGAUGGAAUAUCUGAAGGCUACUGGACACUUGUUUGUUUUCCUUCUUCAGACACAUGCUUCAGCCCUUUGCUUGGUCGGCGUUCAACUUGGAUGUGCAUCAUUCACUGGCUGGGUCUGUGUAACCUAAAGACAAAAACACACCAGGCUUCAGGACCAUCUUCCUGUGAAAGAGGAUCCAGUUCUAGGACCAACACAGCACACCACACGCAGCUUCUUAUUCUUACCUCGUUUCAAUGAGAAAAAUUCGAACCUUUAGUGCAAUGAUUUUUCUUGCCACGUUAUUUCUGAUCUUUUUCUACUCGACAUUACCUCUUGAGACAAUCUACAGUCACAGAGCUGCAAAAGAGGCCCUCCGGAGUCUUCCUAGCGUCCAGCCCCAGGUCCAAGAUGUGAUAACGAAACCUUAUGAGCAGGAGAGCAUUACUUCGGCUCCAGUCGAUAUUCAGAAUGUAAAUGUGUCCAAAGACUUGAAAGCCAUCCCUCCAAAUGCUGCGUACUGGAACCGUCUACUGUAUUCGACCCUGGUGAAGCUGGACAAGGGAGAAAAUCCUUUAAGGCAAGGCUCUGAUUGGCCUCGCUGCAUGGAGACAAAUCAAGAGCUUCUACGAACCAACCUGCACGACUUCAACUCAUACCCCAACUUAUUCCAAGAGUUUGUGCAGGGCAUGGGCUGCAGGACCCCUCCAGUCCUGAUCAAUCAACCUAAAAAGUGCGUCUCUGGGAGUGGGGUGGAAGGAAAUCCUAUAUCUCUGCUUUUUGCUAUCAAGUCAACUCCUGGACACUUUGAGCAGAGGCAGGCUGUGAGGGAGACCUGGGGGCGGGAGGGGUUGAAUUCGAGUGGGCUGAGCGUGCACACAGUGUUUCUCAUGGGUAGCCCCCGAGUGGACGAUCCUGAUCUCAGCCAACUGUUGUCAUAUGAAGCAAGCCUCUUUAAGGACAUCCUUCAGUGGGACUUUAAUGAAUCCUUCUUAAACCUGACACUCAAAAUGUACGUGUUCCUCCAGUGGAGUCUGAAAUAUUGUCCUCAUGUAACCUUUGUGUUUAGUGGGGAUGAUGAUGUAUUCGUCAACACGCCGCUAUUACUCAGCUUCCUGCAGUCUCUGGAUUCAUCCAAAGCUUCUACAUUGUACAGUGGUGAUGUCAUAAAAACAGCAAGUCCAAUCAGGAACCCUCAAAGCAAGUACAAUAUCCCCCUGAGCUUCUACGACGGCCCUUACCCUGCAUAUGUUGGUGGAGGUGGAUUUCUUAUAUCCGGAGCAUUGCUGAAACCCCUUUACUCAGUUUCACAUUUCAUUCCUUUCUACCCCAUCGAUGACGUCUACACUGGGAUGUGUUUUAAGGCUUUGGGAGUUUCUCCCAAGGCGCACACAGGCUUUCACACCUUUGACAUCAAGGAGGGGGACCGCGAGAAUCUGUGUGUGCAUAAAGGACUUAUUCUGACUCACAAGCGCUCCCCACAGCAGACGAAAAAGUUGUGGCGGGGCAUUCACAGUCCCUUUUUGACUUGUUGAACAAGUGAUUAAAGAUUCGACUGUAGCCACGUAUGUCUGCCUUUA
Labrus bergylta (ballan wrasse) is the source of this 1671-nucleotide messenger RNA. RefSeq names its product UDP-GlcNAc:betaGal beta-1,3-N-acetylglucosaminyltransferase 2, like (gene b3gnt2l). NCBI's taxonomy places the organism in Eukaryota, Metazoa, Chordata, Actinopteri, Labriformes, Labridae. Gene Ontology annotation, molecular function: protein N-acetylglucosaminyltransferase activity. Gene Ontology annotation, cellular component: Golgi membrane. The record is from RefSeq and is a predicted model, not a curated record.